Molecule: messenger RNA, 743 nt
Organism: Austrofundulus limnaeus
Lineage: Eukaryota; Metazoa; Chordata; Actinopteri; Cyprinodontiformes; Rivulidae
Product: RNA-directed DNA polymerase from mobile element jockey
Source: RefSeq, a predicted model, not a curated record
CCAUGCUACAAUGACAUGCUACGUGGCAAUGCACACUUGUUUUUUACAUCGUAAAAACCCAUGUCUAGUUGGAUUUAUUCUUUGUCAAUGACAAGACAGCCUAGAGCUAAACCUGAACCGUGGUUUAACGAAAGGACUCGAGCUGUCAGACAAGAAUGUCGCAGAGCGGAACGCAAGUGGAGAAAAGACAAGCUGCAGGUGUCCCUUCAGAUGUUUAGAGUCUGCUGGCGUAAUUACCAGGACACUGUAAAAAUGUCCAAAAAGGAACACUUCUCUAACGUAAUUCUGUCUCACAGCCACAACCCCGGUGUUCUCUUCACUACUAUUGACUCUUUCCUUAACUCUCCUCACACUGCUGGUUUAGAAGCAUCUGCUCAGCUUUGUAAUAAUUUUAUGCAGUUUUUUAUUGAUAAGGUUACCUCCAUACGGGCCUCCAUUUUACGCCCAGACUCUGACCCCUCUGUGUGUAAGCCCUGUUCUGUGGUUUUUAAUCAGUUUGAACCAGUGUCUUUGUCUCUUUUAGAGGAUAUGGUUGCCCAGAUUAAGCCCUCUGGUUCUCCAUGUGAUGCCCUUCCACCACAUUUUUUAAAAGAAGUUUUCCCUUGUUUUAGGCACUUAGUUCUUGCCCUUUUUAACAGUAGUUUGUUAUCUGGUGUAGUUCCUACUAAUUUUAAACAUGCUGUGGUGCACCCCCUGUUAAAGAAAACUGGCCUUGAUCCCACUGUGCUGGGGAACUAUAGGCC